This is a messenger RNA of Nymphalis io (European peacock), 2991 nucleotides long. Its product is annotated as AN1-type zinc finger protein 2A-like. NCBI's taxonomy places the organism in Eukaryota, Metazoa, Arthropoda, Insecta, Lepidoptera, Nymphalidae. The record is from RefSeq and is a predicted model, not a curated record. The coding region runs from base 189 to 872 and encodes 227 amino acids. Gene Ontology annotation, cellular component: cytoplasm; endoplasmic reticulum. Gene Ontology annotation, biological process: protein targeting to ER; proteasome-mediated ubiquitin-dependent protein catabolic process. The transcript is spliced from 6 exons. Gene Ontology annotation, molecular function: zinc ion binding.
CAAGUUCCUACUUGUAACUUAAAUAUGUCGUUUCAUUGUUAUUUAACAUUAUUGCUCAAACAACGAUGACUAUUGCAUGAGUGGUUAGCUUAUUUAUUGCUUUAAUUUCGUAUUAUUUCGCUAUUCUUUACAAAACUGUAACCAGAUUCAGACGCAUUAAGCUUAACAUAGUUUUAAUAACUUAAACAAUGGAAUUUCCUCAUAUUGGGAAGAAUUGUUCUUAUAAAUCCUGUAAUAAACUGGACUUUCUGCCAAUGAAAUGUGAUGCUUGCAAGGAUGUAUAUUGCUCUGACCACUUUACAUACAUUAAACAUGAGUGCCCAUCACCUAAUGGAAGGGAUGUGCAAGUCCCGCAGUGUCCGCUAUGUGGUGCACCGGUUCCUGGGAAGAGAGGAGAAGCUCCUGAUGUUGCUGUGGGUGCACACAUAGACAAUCAAUGUACUUCAGAUCCUGCAAAGGAAAGAAGAAAUAAGGUAUUCACAAAUAGAUGCUCUUAUAAGGGAUGCAAAACGAAAGAGUUGGUGCCUUUAGUAUGCAGUGAAUGUACACUUAAUUACUGUCUUCGUCACCGACAUGUAGCUGAUCAUGCCUGUGAAGGGAAAUUAGCUGCUAAGAGAAGACAAGCUGCUAAAGCAGCAAUGGCCCGUAUAAAAGCAAAUGAAACUAAUCUAACAAACGGAACAGCCGUCUCUACUUCUGUCACGGCAUUCUCAGAGGUACAAGGAAAUAUGUCGGAGGACGAGGCGCUGGCCCGCGCGUUGGCGCUGUCGAUGCAGGAGCAGAAUUCCGCUGUCCGCGACACGAACUUCGCGCGUGCGCUCGCCCGCCAGCGCGUGGGGGGAGAGCAGAACUCGCGCUGCUCCGUGUCCUAGCGCGUUGGCAGGGAGCAGAGAUUACGCUGCUCCGUGUCCUAGCGCAUAGGGUUGAGCAGAGCUCGCGCUGCUCCAUGUCCAAGUGCCGGCACUCGUGGAUUGUCGCAUAGUCACAGCUAGUUGCGUAUGUUACGGCUAAAUUUAGUUCUCAUAGAUAAGUCGGAAACUUUAGUUUUUAUAUUUUACUAGAAAAACCCGACAGAUGUUUUCAAGCCUGAGUCAAUUUCAAUUUUCAUGGCGGUCGGUUGAACGUUGUAAAAGUCGAUGUGCUGCAGCACCAUCUAGCCUAACCAUUAUACCCUUCCAAAUUUUACAUACGACCUUUUGCAAUAACGAAAGGAAUAUCUCAACUCGAAUGUUCUACUAGAGUCCGUUAUAUAUUUUACUUAAAGUCUUAUUCAAAUGUGCUAUUAAUAAUAAUUAUAAGAAUGUUUACAUAUUAUACAACGUUAUAACAAACGAAUCUGCCUUAAUAUUUAAGCUUUGCUUAAGAAAGUAUAGAUUAGUUCAUUAAAAGUGAUAUUAUACGACCAAACGAUAUUGAUACAAGCAGCCAUUAAUGUUAAUAUCUGUUUGUUUCUUUUGAAAAUGCUUAGUGGGUUUUUUUUAAUAAAGAUAAAAUAUAAUCAAUUUUGGUAACAAAGGUUGUUUGUAAAUAUUAUAAAUUCUAGUUAAAAUAAUUACACAGAACAAUACUAAAUGAGCCCAUAGUGGUGGGUUUUACUGUUGAAGGGUAUCCUCAUCUUGGCUGAUGAUAAAGCCAUAAUAAAUCAAUUUAAACAUCGUAAGUUUGAACCAAUUUUGACCAGCAAUGUGAUAACUUGUUUAUAUAUUAUUACUUAAGUUUACAUAUGUAUAUAUCAUAAUAAUAACUAUAAAUGUGGUAUUAUCUCUAUAUAUUUAAUUUUUUUUUCUUAUUUUUAUGUUUUUGUUACAAUAUUGCCUGCCAGAGAUUGGUGUAAACGAUAAAGCAGCCCUUGAGAAAUUUUAAUAUAUUGUUUAUCCUGCGCUAUGAUAAAUUUGGAAAAACGAAAUUAUAAACAAAAAAAAUUGAUAAGGCUCUUCUAUGUUAACAAUUUAGCUGUAACUAUAAAUAUGCUUGAAUUUAAUAUAUAAGUCCAGCGGAUUUUAACGACACAAUAUUAAAUAAAUUUGUCCAAUAGUGCGUUAUAGUCUAAUUCGUAGUUAUGUACUUUUAGUACAAUAUCAAUAAAAAUGCUUUAAAAUACUAAAAAAUUCCUUUAAUAGCACAAUUAUACAUCUAUAAGCCGUUAGUUGUAAUUUUUAAUGUCACAUUUAUAUGUUAAGUUUCCGUUAUCGCGUGGAAAUCACGUUUUGUGUCUGUCUUUUUUGUCUAGAAAUGUGUAAAUGAUGACCAAAUAAAAUCCUCUUAAUUUUAGAUUAUAUAAGCUUUGUACAUAUUACUUUAGAUAUAAUGUUUUUAUAAAGCUGUUAUACAAAUCACGAGCUUCGAAUGUUAAUCAAUGGACAUGAUUAUUAUUGUUAAUAAUUGCUUGAAUUAAAUAUAUUUUAAUAUGUAUUAUAAAAGAUCCCGUCAUCUGACAUUGACAGCACGACAGGUAGAGGAUAAAAUGGCAAAACUUUACAGAAACAAAUAUUAUAAAAUAAUAAUUUGAAAAUCGAUCAUAAUUUUGUAUAGAUAAGAACGAAAUGGGUUAUGUAUUGCCGUUUUUUGGUUUGAAGGGUGAUAUUAUAUAUAUAUGAGCCAGUAUAAUUAGAGGCACUAAAAAUAAUGUCUCAUGUCUGAUGGCUCGGCAUUGACAGUGUAAGACGUGAUUUUUACUUACAGUGCCUUCGAGUAAAGUUGUCCACUAACGAUAAAAUCUGCUCUUAAGCCUUUCUAAAAUCAAUUAAAUCGGCGUGUCUAUAUAUUCGAAUUCUACCUAAUAUAAACACCAUAAAGUGCUAACGAAUACAUCGAGAUAUUAAAUGUUUGUAUUCCAAGUUUUCUUAGAUAAAAAUCUACUGCCUGUCGUAAAUGCGACAACAUACGAGGACAAAUUGUAAUUUAUGGCACUAGUUAAUUAGCGUUUUUUUUCUUAUUGACUUCACUUAUAUUUAAUUUAUUUUUAAAUAAAGUUAUUUGGUUUUAAGGUCA